Molecule: messenger RNA, 4815 nt
Organism: Penicillium soppii
Lineage: Eukaryota; Fungi; Ascomycota; Eurotiomycetes; Eurotiales; Aspergillaceae
Exons: 2
Coding region: 1-4815 (1604 amino acids)
Source: RefSeq, a predicted model, not a curated record
AUGGGGGUCAACACCCGCAGACCGAUCCUACCCGCCCCCACAGAAUCCAUCAUCGAUACGGGGGAGAGUACCACGGGCACAGAUCUGGCAACUGACAUUUCUCGCCGCACAGACAAAACGUCGUACUCUAUCCCAGACGACGGAAGCCCCGUAACUGUCUCCACCCGGCGACAGCGGGACCGCGACGAGAAAUUGUCUCGUUCACAUCACGAUUCUCAUACCUCUUUACUCAUCGAGUAUUUUGAGGGCGGGAAAGGCUCAGGCGGUAUCGUCUCUCGCCCCAGCGUGCGAGUCCGUGUUACGCCAUCGUCGGCUAGAAAGUCCAAAGACAAAAGGGACCACUUCCAAGUCACCGAGACAAGCGGAAGCGGAAGUCGCAAGCCGUCAUAUACGCACCGAAUAUCUUUGCCAUCAUCUUCAUCGAAACAAAAACAACUCGACUCGGCUGCAACGGAUGAUCAGAGUGUCAGUUCCCUUUCAGCUGAGGAGGAGGGUUACCAGUCAACACGUCGGCCGGUAGACAUCGAAUUUAUCAAUCGCGGAGGAAUGUCUACUCUUUCGCAAGAUACCCGAUAUAUGCCUGUUUCAUCAGACAUCUCGUCCAUGCCGCCGGACAGCAUGAUCAACGCUUCUUCAGCCGGCCCUCGGCGCAAACGCAGUCAAAGCCUUGAGCGCGGCUCGCCCCACGACGAGAAGGGUUUGCUGAAAACGCCACACCGCCAAAGAAGUCGCAGUCUCAGUACGGAGCGCAUCGCACACCGUGUCGCAGAAAAGCUCACCGAAUCGCCGCAAGAAGCUUCCAGUGGCAAGCGCAGGAGCAAGAAUAGGGGCGGUAAAGAUUACCUCGAAGCCGAACCAAAAAUAUCCUCCUCCCGUCGACGAAAGCACAAGUACGCAGAAGAAGAUAUCAUUAGCCCGGAAUCUAGUCUUCUGAGUACCUCCGCUGUCUCUUCAAACCGCAAGUCUGAUCAGUAUUCAGUUCGUUCCGGUGCAUCCAAAUCUUCUAUCAACAACCCAAAAUUACUCGAGACGGUUGAGGAUGCGAUCCGAAGAUUGAUCCUGCCGGAGCUCAAGGAGCUCAAGAAAGACCAAAAGGUCAUGACUAACAAAAGUAAAUUUGACCGGGAUAUGGCGACAUCUUAUUCGUCUGGGACCAGCUCCAGAGACGAGCUAGGUCGUCGUCUUUCCAAACAUGCCAGUGCGCCGGAUGUCAUGAAGCCCAAGGUAGUCCUGAACAAGGAUAGCAAAGACGAGGGUAUUGUUCUUUCCGGGUCUGGUUCCGGCGAGGCUGCUUCACGAAACAAGGAGCGCAAAUCGAGCAAGAGCAGCGAAACUUCCGACAUGGCAGUGCGGUGGGCCAAUCGACCCGACUACACCGAACAGGACAAGAUCCGAAGGCAGAAAAGUAAGGGUCUUCGCGAUGCACAUGCUGCCGCCCGCGUUGGCUCUGCUCUCACAGCAGCUUCGUUGAAACAUCAUGACUCCAGCUCCAGUCUCGGCCAAAAGGAGCGCCGUCACAAGAGUGGUUCUCGAAAGAGCAGCGAGAGUAUGAAAUACAACGAAACUGAACUUGUCUUCCAGAAGCACAAUGUUGCGCCGAUGCCAAUGCGCAGUGAAAUUGAGUCCCAGUUGACCAGAACCUCCUUGCUCUCUGAGCGCACAGAGAGUCCUCCUCCCCAGAAGAGGCAUUCCCAAUUGGACCUGGCUCGUGAAUCACCGAGACAAAGCGCAUCGCCAGCCUCUCGGACCCCCACCCGGAAUUCUGUCGACUCACGCUAUGGACUCGGAAUGCAUCACCAUAAUCAGUCUCAUCACAAUAUUUCAGUGCACAGCGUCUCAGACCGUGACUUGCAUCGCAAGAGCCAGUCCCCUGGAACCGACGGCGGUGACUGGGCUAUCGCGGCUGCAGCCGCCGCUAACCUUCUGGACGCCGCUCACCCCGGACAUCAGCAAACAGAAGAUGACUAUGGCGAUGAGAGCCACGACCGUGCCUUAAGCCCCAUUCAAAGUGUUGCAAGUGGUGCUACCGAGACUUAUCACGACCACUACCCAGCUCAUGGCGAGAAGGAUGUUGAAGGCAAGCGCGAGAUGGAGCCUCGGCUGUCUAUUGACUCUCUUUCCUCCGCCCCUAGCACAGACCUUGCACGAUCUACCCGCCUAGGCACCAGCCCACAGAGCCAGAGUGGACUGUUGAAGCAGGGUAGUCAGGAGUCACCUGGGCUCGGAUACGAACAUUCGCGUCAGGGCUCCCAAAAUGAUGGCUUCUAUGGCUACGACGAGGAGAGUCGACUUACUGCCGAUAAUGAAGAUAGCGAGGUCGACUUCAUGGACAAGGUCAAAGAAGGCCGCCACUUGACAACUGGCGCUGCUGCCAAUCCCCAAUUCAUUCACCCGGUGGACGUGGAAUCCGCAGUCGCCUCCCUGAUGGAUCCCUCUGUCCUUGAAUCUCAGAUUUCUUCGAGCAACCGCUCCCAAACCGAUUUGGGCCAACGACCAGGUAGUCGGAGCCCGGAAAAGCAAUUAAGCGAAGUCUACCGUGGAAGUCCCUUGAAGCAGCGCCAGGAUGCUUCCAAUGCUGAUGACACUUCAUUCCCUCGACGAAUCGGUGCAACAUCGCCUCCUCAGAGCGUUACCCAAUCGUAUGAGGAUCUUGAUGACUCGGCUAUGAUGGGUGGCCCGCGAGGCAUGGAUAGCCCGCUCGGAGACGCAGAAAGCCAGCAAUCGGAGUCUGAGAUUAACACCAACCCCUCCAUCAUCCAGGGUCCUAUUGGCGGCGUCGCUCAAAGAGAGCAUUGGGGUUAUGACUCCAUGCCUGCUCCAGCGGAUCAUUACUAUAGCAGCCCUACUGGCGGGCCUCAAGAUCUCGAUCACGAUCAGCAGCGAGGACUGGAUGCGGAGUAUUACCAAACUGCCCAAAACAUCUUUGGUGGUGAUGACUACUCCAUGCACUCCACUGAACACCAACCUCGGCCAUUGUUUGGCACCCCUCCGGGUGCUAAGGAUGAAGGCUAUGUCUCGGCUGCCAACCCUAUGUCUCCAAGCAUCGGGACCCCGAAGCAAGGCAGUCGAGGUCUCGCAGGUGCGGAUGUCGCUGGCAUGGGUGGGUUGGAGAGCCCUGCUGGGCAUGAUGAUCCUUUUGCCACCGGUCAGGAACGCCACUUCAGCGGUUAUUCUCACGGUGUCGGUUCGCCGCUCUACGAUAGUGCAACUGGUCGGGGCAUCGAGAGGAUUCAGUCCCAAGAUAUCGUGGCUCUCAUGGAUCAUCUGACUGUCCGGGAUGCCCAGCGCAAUGCUAGAGACACUGAAAUUCUCGUGACUCUGGUUCGGAGUGCCGCUGAGAUGCGCACCUCUUUCGAGCAAAUGAAGAGGUUCAUCGCUGAUCAGGACGAUCUCAUCAUGGACACCAGCGAGAGAGGACAUGAGCGCACUCACAAGGCUCUCGGUGGGCCUCGUCCAUUGCCACUCAGUGCUUCCCGAAACCGACAGCUGAACACAGCCGAUGAAGAAGACAAGCGGAAGAACAUCUUCAAGCGUGCGCUCAAAGGAUUGAGUCUCAAGUCGGGCAAUGAUUUGUCCAAGAUUGAAGGCAUGCUUGAGCAGCUUCUUGACGAAGUUGAGGCUCUGCGGUCUGGUCAGGACGGCUUCGGCCCUCGCAGCAAUGGCAUCGGAAUGGGAAGCAUGGGUGCCAGUGGGUACGAAACCCCCAACCCCAACGGAGCACCUGUCGAGGCCAGCCGCUCUCCCUACGGAGCCAGCCCAGCUCGUCCGGCCAAUGGACAACGUGGAGACUCUGAUCAACGAGUUAGCACUGUCCACGAAGUCGACGAGGGCGACCUUGAGCUUGACGAGGAUGACGACUUCCUCACCACCCAUCUCCCUGUCCGUGAGCCGCCUCGCCACGAGCGCUCUGGCUCGCUGCCUCUGAACACGCCUCCUCGCAAGCCAUUAGCCGCAGGCGCCCGCAGCACCGACACAACCCCCAAGGCCGAAAAGGCUCGCAAGCAUAAGUCGAGUAGCUCCUCCAUUUUCCCCAAGAUCUCUCGCUGGUCCAAGUCCACCGCUACCUCCGUGGGUGAUGGUAUCCGCAAUAGCAUCCAGCCCUCUCGCAAAGAUCGUCCGUCCUCAGACGUAUCUCCAUCUGGAUCUGAUCUCGCCCAGGAUGCUUACAAAGUCGAAUACUACGACCCCCAAGGGGACGAUCGGAUCCGAUCCACAUACACCCUAGACGAAGAACAAGAAAACCGACCUCCCUCUCCUUUGGUGCCCUCCCAGGUCUCCGAUGUCCCCAAGUAUCGGGGUCACCGCGGUAGCCUGGAGUUGCAGCACCCCCAGCCUCGCCAAGGCCCGACUGGCCGCUACCAGUCCCGCCUUGAAAACGAAGCCCAAACCUAUGGUCCCAUCUCGCCAACGGACUCAGACCGGUGGGAAUCCAACCCCAGCCUCUCUACCGUCAACCCCAAUCCCAACCGCUUCAGUGGUGUCAGUGGUCCAACCAACCGCCUAUCCCCAAUCUCCGACGCAGGCUACUCGGAGACCAGCUCCCGCGCAAACCGAACUCCUGGGCCUCCGCGUCCUCCCAAGGUCAAGGAUGAAGGUCCUCUGAUCCCUGAGCGCUCCACAAAGGUAGCGCAAGAUGAGGAGUCAUACAGCGCCGACCGUAUUGUUUCAAGGAGCUCCGCCAUCCGCUCUCCUCCCAUGCGUAAGCCUACCGGCCCGCGCCCCCUCACCUCCGGCGGCCCCUACAGCCCAGGCAACACCAAGCGAAGCCGUUACCGAGGCAGCCCUGUGCAAGUCGACGAUGAUGAAGCUUAUUGA